AGCUGGGCUCCCCAGUCCGGGGCUCCCCGGCUCACCGCGGAAAGAGACAGAAGCUGCGCCGAGAGCCGAGCUCCCGGCAGCCACCCAGUCUCGGGGGAGCGCCCAGCUCCCCCAGCCCCGGCUCCCACCCUGCCCGGGGGUGGGGUCCCCAGGUCCUGCCAGCCCGGCUCGCGGCUCCCCAUGGAAGCCAGCUGCGUCCCCGGAGGAGCAGGAGGAGGUGUGGGCUCCAUGCCCGCCGUGUGCCCGGGGCCCCUGCGCCCAGCCCGCUCCGCGCCGCUGCCCUGAGGCCCCCCGCGCCCCGGACCAGUCCCCCGCGCCCGUUUGCCUGCGUCCAGGCAGGAGCUCCGGGCCGAGCGCGCCGCCGCCCCGGGAGUGAGGGAAGCCCCGCCAAAGGGGGGUCUCCGCAGCCCGCCGCGAUGGACGCCGUCCUGGAGCCCUUCCCAGCCGACAGGCUGUUCCCCGGAUCCAGCUUCCUGGAUUUGGGGGAUCUGAACGAGUCGGAUUUCCUCAACAGUGCGCAUUUCCCCGAGCACCUGGACCACUUCGCGGAGAACAUGGAGGACUUCUCCAAUGACCUGUUCAGCAGCUUCUUUGACGACCCGGUGCUGGACGACAAGAGUCCCCUCCUGGACAUGGAGCUGGACGCCCCCACACCGGGCAUCCAGGCAGAGCACAGUUACUCGCUCAGCGGAGACUCGGCACCCCAGAGCCCCCUCGUGCCCAUCAAAAUGGAGGACACCACCCAGGAAGUGGAGCACGGAGCCUGGCUGCUGGGACGCAAACUCUGCUCGGUCAUGGUGAAGCAGGAGCAGAGCCCGGAGCUGCCCGUGGACCCGCUGGCCGCCGCCGCCGCUGCUGCCGCCGCUGCUGCCUCCACUGCCACCCCUGUGGGCCCUGCCCCGCUGCUGGGCCUCAGCCCCCUGUCCAGGCUGCCCAUCCCCCACCAGGCACCAGGAGAGAUGACUCAGCUGCCAGUGAUCAAAGCAGAGCCCCAGGAGGUGAACCAGUUCCUCAAAGUGACACAAGAGGACCUGGUGCAGAUGCCACCAACGCCCCCCAGCAGCCACGGCAGUGACAGCGACGGCUCCCAGAGUCCCCGCUCUCUGCCUCCCUCCAGCCCUGUCCGGCCCAUGGCCCGCUCCUCCACGGCCAUCUCCAGCUCCCCGCUCCUCACUGCCCCGCAUAAACUUCAGGGGACCUCGGGGCCACUGCUGCUGACGGAGGAGGAGAAGCGAACCCUGAUCGCCGAGGGCUACCCCAUCCCCACCAAACUCCCCCUCACCAAAGCUGAGGAGAAGGCCUUGAAGAGGGUCCGGAGGAAAAUCAAGAACAAGAUCUCGGCCCAGGAGAGCCGCAGGAAGAAGAAGGAGUACGUGGAGUGCCUAGAAAAGAAGGUAGAGACGUUCACAUCAGAGAACAACGAGCUGUGGAAGAAGGGGGUGGAGACCCUGGAGAACGCCAACAGGACCCUGCUCCAGCAGCUGCAGAAACUCCAGACUCUGGUCACCAACAAGAUCUCCAGACCAUACAAGAUGGCCGCCACCCAGACAGGGACCUGCCUCAUGGUGGCAGCCUUGUGCUUCGUCCUGGUCCUCGGCUCCCUCGUGCCCUGCCUCCCCGAGUUCUCCUCCAGCCCCCACACUGUGGAGGAGCACCCCGCGGCUGACAGCGUCUACACGGACAGUCAGAUGCCCUCCCGGAGCCUCCUGUUCUACGACGAGGGCGCGGGCUCGUGGGAGGACGGCCGCGGCGCCCUGCUGCCCGUGGAGCCCCCGGAAGGCUGGGAGAUCAAGCCCGGGGGGCCGGCGGAGCCGCGGCCCCAGGACCCCCUACAGCACGACCACCUGGACGGCACCCACGAGACCACCAAGUACCUGAGCGAGGCCUGGCCCAAGGACCUCGGGGCCAACGGCUCCAGCCCCGACUUCUCGCACCCCAAGGAGUGGCUCCGCGAGAGGGACCUGGGCCCCAACACCACCAUCAAACUCUCCUAGACGACCAGAAAGCAGGACUCACCCCCCGCCGACACGGAUUGGGCGUGUCCUGCGCGCGAACCCGGAUCCGGCUCCUGAGAAAGGGUUUCACGACUCCACGACUCCUCCUUUGCCCCGGAUCUUGGCUGGGGCCACCCCUUGUGCCCCACCCCGCACCCCCAAUUUGGACUGUUCCCUUGGGCUAACCACUCUGUCCUCACCCCUCCCGCCCACCCACAA
Sorex araneus (European shrew) is the source of this 2213-nucleotide messenger RNA. RefSeq names its product cAMP responsive element binding protein 3 like 1 (gene CREB3L1). Gene Ontology annotation, molecular function: DNA-binding transcription factor activity, RNA polymerase II-specific; cAMP response element binding. The record is from RefSeq and is a predicted model, not a curated record. Lineage: Eukaryota; Metazoa; Chordata; Mammalia; Eulipotyphla; Soricidae. Gene Ontology annotation, biological process: regulation of transcription by RNA polymerase II.